Gadus chalcogrammus (walleye pollock) is the source of this 1551-nucleotide messenger RNA. RefSeq names its product V-type proton ATPase subunit C 1-A-like. The record is from RefSeq and is a predicted model, not a curated record. NCBI's taxonomy places the organism in Eukaryota, Metazoa, Chordata, Actinopteri, Gadiformes, Gadidae. Gene Ontology annotation, molecular function: proton-transporting ATPase activity, rotational mechanism. Gene Ontology annotation, biological process: proton transmembrane transport. Gene Ontology annotation, cellular component: lysosomal membrane; vacuolar proton-transporting V-type ATPase, V1 domain. Bases 237 to 1385 code for a protein of 382 amino acids. The transcript has 13 exons.
AACGCAAGUGCGCACCACCUUCUGCGCAGACGCACAGUUUCUCAUGUGAUCAGCUGACGGUGUGGGAUGCUGUUUUUUUUGUACAGUCAAUGAUUGAAGGACCUCUGAAUUGCACAGCUUUUAUUGAGAUAUGCAUCGGAUAAUCUGACACCUGGAUAGUCAACAUUGUGUACAGACCGAUACGGGAUAGAUCAGGUUAAUUGGAGCCCCUGUCUGCCACCUGUCUAUUAGCAGCCAUGACUGAGUUCUGGUUGAUCUCCGCUCCGGGCGAGAAGACAUGUCAGCAGAGCUGGGACAAGAUGAUGAUGGCCACCACACACACCACUAACCUGUCCACCAACAACAAGUUCAACAUCCCAGAUCUCAAGGUUGGAACACUAGAUGUCUUGGUUGGUCUGUCGGAUGAGCUGACAAAACUUGACACCUUUGUCGAGAGUGUGGUGAAAAAGGUGGCCCAGUACAUGGCAGAUGUUCUGGAGGACAGCCGAGAUAAGAUCCAGGAGAACCUGUUAGCUAACGGAGUUGACCUGGUCACAUAUGUGACCAGGUUCCAGUGGGACAUGGCCAAGUAUCCCAUCAAACAGUCACUGAAAAACAUCUCUGAGAUCAUCUCCAAGCAAGUGAGUCAGAUUGACAACGACCUGAAGGCAAGAGCCUCGGCCUACAACAACCUGAAGGGAAACCUGCAGAACCUGGAGAGGAAGAACGCGGGCAGCCUGCUGACCAGGAGUCUGGCAGACAUCGUCAAGAAAGAAGAUUUCAUUCUGGAUUCUGAGUAUCUUCUCACCAUGCUGGUGGUCGUACCAAAGAUUAACUAUGUUGAGUGGCAGAAGACGUACGAGACUCUGUCUGAGAUGGUGGUCCCCCGGUCCACUAACCUGCUGUUUGAGGACCACGACAGCGGCCUGUUCAGCGUCACUCUCUUCAGGAAGGCCAUCGAUGACUUCAAGCACAAGGCCAGAGAAAACAAGUUCACUGUGCGGGACUUCCAGUACAACGAUGAGGAGAUGAAGGCCGACAAAGAGGAACUGACGCGGCUGUCCACCGACAAAAAGAAACAGUUUGGUCCCUUGGUGCGGUGGCUGAAGGUGAACUUCAGCGAGGCCUUCAUCGCGUGGAUCCACAUCAAAGCGCUGCGUGUGUUCGUAGAGUCCGUCUUACGCUAUGGUCUGCCGGUGAACUUCCAGGCCAUGCUCCUGCAGCCCCACAAGAAGAACAUCAAGAAGCUGCGCGAGGUGCUGUACGACCUGUACAAACACCUGGACGGCAGCGCAAACAUCAUAGACGCUGCCAUGGACAUCCCCGGGCUCAACCUGAGCCAGCAGGAGUACUACCCCUAUGUGUACUACAAGAUAGACUGCAACCUGCUGGACUUCAAGUUCUAGAGACCACACAUAUCAUCCCAUCGGAGCAGCACAACACUGGCAAACCAAAUGCUACCUUCCUUCAUUUCUUGUGUGUUCAGAGUUUUUCUUUUCAGUUUUCUCUCUCUCGCUCGCUCUCGCUCUUUCUUUUUCUCUUUCUUGCGACCUCUCCAUUACAUUCCAAAAA